AUAGUUAAAGAAAGUGAUUUAAAAAUAUUUACUGGAAAAUAGUUUUAUGACCGAGGGAUCAUUAAAAAAAAAAAAGAACCGGCUCAGAUCCAAAACAGUCGUCACCGCGUAUAUAGAUAGCAUAAAGAUUAGGGUUUUAGUAUCGUUGUCGUCGCCGAGUGUUCUGCUAUUGCGAUUUUGUCCCUUUUCUAUUGAGAAACUAGAACCAUGACCGCCCAAUCCCAAGAAGAGCUUCUUGCUCAGCAUCUCGAGCAACAGAAAAUCGAGUCUGAGGAGCCAGUCAUUGAGGAUGACGAUGAUGAAGAUGAUGAUGAUGAGGAUGAUGAAAAAGAUGAAGAUGAUGAACAUGGAGAUGCUACUGGUAGGUCAAAGCAGAGUAGGAGUGAGAAGAAGAGUCGCAAGGCUAUGAUAAAGCUAGGAAUGAAGCCUAUUGCCGGAGUCAGCCGCGUCACCGUCAAGAAGAGCAAGAAUAUUCUAUUUGUCAUCUCAAAGCCUGAUGUUUUCAAGAGCCCCACUUCAGACACUUAUGUUAUUUUUGGCGAGGCCAAGAUUGAGGAUUUGAGCUCACAGUUGCAGAGUCAAGCUGCUGAGCAGUUCAAGGCUCCAAACCUCAGCAACACGGUAUCAAAGCCUGAGUCAUCAACUACAGUUCAGGAUGAUGAGGAUGUAGAUGAGACCGGUGUAGAGCCCAAGGAUGUUGAGCUGGUUAUGACCCAAGCCGGGGUUUCAAGGGCUAAGGCCGUCAAAGCUCUCAAGGCUGCAGAGGGUGACAUUGUUUCUGCCAUCAUGGAGCUUACAAACUAGGAAGAGAAAAAAAAAUCCCCCUUUAUCUUAUUUUCGGAAUAUUUGAGUGAAUGAGAGAUUUACCAUUACAUUUGCUUUGGAUCCUUGAAUUUUAAAACUUCUAAAUUUCUGUUCUUGUGAUGUAUCGGUUAUGGUUCUUGUCUUUAAAAGUCAAUGUGUUGUGUGAUGGAGAGAUAGCCAAGGAGUAAUUCGUACUCCCUUCCUCCUAAAACGUUCAUCCCACUUCCUCUUUUUCUCCGUCCUAAAAUUAUCUUCCCAUUAGAAAAAAAAGAUGACAAAUGA
Messenger RNA from Cuscuta campestris, 1086 nucleotides. NCBI's taxonomy places the organism in Eukaryota, Viridiplantae, Streptophyta, Magnoliopsida, Solanales, Convolvulaceae. The record is from the annotation of a GenBank genome assembly.